GCUCGCUCGCCUGGCCAUGGUCACCAUGACGACGACCAAGAAGCAGCCCUGCCGUGGCGCCGCCCCGCUCUCCCCUGCCUCCUCCUCCUCGGCGUCCUCCUGGCCCUGGGGCUCCCGCAUUGCGCCGUCCAGCGCGCGGACUCUCGGGAGGAAGAAGAAGAAGAGGGGCCGGAGCGACGCCGUGGUUGUCCCGUCGAGGAGGUCGUCCAUCUACAAGGGCGUCACCAGGCACAGCAUCUCGGGGAGGUACGAGGCGCACCUGUGGGACAGGCAUUGCCGGAGCACGGCCCAGGGCAGGAGAGGCAAACAGGUUUAUUUGGGAUGUUACAAGACAGAGGAGGAAGCAGCUCGCUCUCAUGAUCUCGCGGCGCUCAAGUGCUGGGGCUCAGACUGCGGGCUCCUCAACUUCCCAGUGGACACGUACAGGCAGGAGCGCGAGAGGAUGCAGCGGAUGACACGGGAAGAGUACCUGGCCAGGCUGAGGCGCAACAGCAGUGGCUUCACAAGAGGCGUCUCCAAGUACAGGGGAGUUACAAGGCAUCACGCGAACGGCCGGUGGGAGGCGAGGAUUGGUCACGCUGCCGGCACGCAGUACUCCUACUUGGGAAUAUUCGAUACCCAGGAGGAGGCAGCCAGGGCCUACGACCUCGCCGCGAUACGAAUCCGUGGCCCCGGCGCCGUCACCAACUUCGACGCCGACUGCUACGUGGACAUCCCGCAGCCGCUCCCCUGCAAGGCCGAGCCGGACACGGAGCCGGCCGCGGCUCGUCCAUGCUCGCUGCCGCCGGCGCCACUGCCGCUGUUGCCGCCCAAGGUCGAGCCCAAGGACGAGCCCGAGGACGACUUCGAGUUCGAGCGCGAGCCGCCGCCCGCCCCGGCGCUCCGCGACGACGCCGACCGCGUGGACCGCGCCAUCGCCGAGGUCCUGCAGGCGCUCUGCGUGGACCGCGCCGACUUCGAGGCAAGGUACCCGCCCCGCCGCGCGCGCGUCGCCGCCCCCGGCGCAGGGUGGCCAACGCCGUUGGACUCGGACGAGUUGCCCGACCUGCCGGUGCCGGGCGACGUGGGCUUCUUCGAGGACGACAUCGAGAGCGUGCUCUUCGCCGCGCCCGGCGACGCCGAAGUACCGCGCGCCGCCACGAUCAGCUCGCUGUCGUCUGGCCGCUGGUGGUGA
Molecule: messenger RNA, 1174 nt
Organism: Triticum dicoccoides
Lineage: Eukaryota; Viridiplantae; Streptophyta; Magnoliopsida; Poales; Poaceae
Product: AP2-like ethylene-responsive transcription factor At1g79700
Exons: 7
Coding region: 17-1174 (385 amino acids)
Biological process (GO): regulation of DNA-templated transcription
Molecular function (GO): DNA-binding transcription factor activity; DNA binding
Source: RefSeq, a predicted model, not a curated record